Dromiciops gliroides (monito del monte) is the source of this 1236-nucleotide messenger RNA. RefSeq names its product copper chaperone for superoxide dismutase (gene CCS). The transcript is spliced from 8 exons. The record is from RefSeq and is a predicted model, not a curated record. Lineage: Eukaryota; Metazoa; Chordata; Mammalia; Microbiotheria; Microbiotheriidae. Gene Ontology annotation, molecular function: copper ion binding. Gene Ontology annotation, biological process: removal of superoxide radicals. Bases 249 to 1130 code for a protein of 293 amino acids.
CCGGAGGAGGAAGGGGGCGGAGUCUAUGAGUCGGAACGGCAACAAGACGGACUCGAGGUCUCGUGACUCCGCCUCUUGUGCCUAUCUGUCUGGUGAGUGGCUAACCAGAGUCCUAAGGCGGAGAGAGGGCGGAGUCCAAGACCGCCCGUGGACUCGUAAAAAGGGGAGCCAAAGGUCUCGUGGCCCCGCCCCUAACACUCGACUUCUGGCGUCAUUGGUAGAGUCGUACUAGCUUCGGGGGGUUGAAGAUGGCUUCUGCUGUGGCUGCGGCGGCGGCGGCGGCGGCGGCGGGGGCGGCUCCGACUGCGCCUGCGCCAGUCGGAAACAGCAAGACAGCGUGCACGCUGGAGUUCGCUGUGCAACUGAGCUGCCAGAGCUGCGUGGACUCCGUGCAGACAUCCCUACGUGGCGUGACAGGUAUCCAGGACAUGGAGGUGCACCUGGAAAAUCAGAGCGUCCUCGUGACCACCACCUUGCCCAGCCAGGAAGUGCAGGGUCUUCUGGAGAGCACAGGGUGCCAGGCGGUGCUCAAGGGAAUGGGCAGCAACAUGCAUCAAAACCUGGGAGCAGCAGUGGCCAUGAUUGGGCAGCCUGGGUCCGUGCAGGGAGUCGUGCGCUUCUUGCAAGUGUCCCCCAAACACUGCCUCAUCGAGGGUACCAUCGAUGGCCUGGAGCCUGGGCUGCAUGGCCUCCACGUCCAUGAGUAUGGGGACUUGACCCAGAACUGUGCCAGCUGUGGAGACCACUUCAACCCUGAUGGAAUGCCCCAUGGCGGCCCCAAGGACACCCACCGGCACCUGGGAGAUCUGGGGAACGUCUAUGCUAAUGUCGACGGGAGAGCAUCCUUCAGGAUAGAGGAUGAACAACUCAAGGUGUGGGACAUCAUUGGUCGCAGCCUGGUCAUUGAUGCAGGUGAAGAUGACCUGGGUCAAGGAGGACACCCGCUUUCCAAGGUCACUGGAAACUCUGGAGAGAGGCUAGCCUGCGGCAUCAUUGCCCGCUCUGCCGGCCUCUUCCAGAACCCCAAGCAGAUCUGCUCCUGCGAUGGCCUCACCAUCUGGGAAGAGCGGGGACGGCCCCUCGCUGGUGAGGGGCGGAAGAAGCCUGCACAAACCCCUGCUCACCUUUGACCCGAGACUCUCUAAUCAAGUCCAAUGGAAACACCCCCCCCCCCCCCCCCCCCCCCCCCCCCCCCGUGGGACCAGCCAUCCAAGGUGACCUCCCGUGUCUGCUCCA